Molecule: messenger RNA, 715 nt
Organism: Drosophila rhopaloa
Lineage: Eukaryota; Metazoa; Arthropoda; Insecta; Diptera; Drosophilidae
Exons: 1
Coding region: 1-621 (206 amino acids)
Source: RefSeq, a predicted model, not a curated record
AUGGAUAGCAUUAGCCAAAAGUCUCUGGCGGACGACAUGGCCUCGCCCCAAUUCGGCAAGGAGGUGCUUAUUGGCAACUGGGCUGAGCGUCGCUACGCUGUCGAGGAGCAGAGCAACGCCAUCCUGCCAGGACUCCGGGUGAGUGGCUGCGAGCGCCACCGCUCGCUCUGCCAGGAUACGUUCACAAGAUCGGCUUUUGCUCGACCCGAGACGGUCUUUUUCUUCGUAGAGCAGCGCAAGCUGGCUUACCAGAACCUCAUGAGGAACAGGCGGUCGUGCCUGAACCUUGUGGACCAUGAAUUACUAAAGCGAAACUUCACUUCAACCAACACCCUGGAGUUCCAGGAGCUGCCGCGGCUUCGUAUGUUGCAAGCGAAUGCGGAGGAUGAUAAGAGCGGUCCUCCAAAGCACCCAGCCGAGGUAGACAGACUGCAGGCCUUCGGCAAUAUUACGAGGACUCACAACUACCUAAGGCGGUUCAAGUGCGAGAAGCUCCUAGAUGAAAUCGGCAGCAUGCAGACCACCUAUUCCGCUUGCUUCAAUCGCCCGCGGAAGAGCAAGCCCAUCUUCGAGUACGGUCCAGACUACGACGGUGUUGUCAAAUUCGAGUUGGCGUGCUAGUACCCAGUGCGAUUAGAUACCCUUCAAAUUAAUUAAUUAAAAAUUGUAAACGUGUACCGUAAAGAAAGCCAUACAUUUAUAUUACAAGAUUCAA